UUCUCUCUAUAAAUAUUAUCACAUAGAGAAGAAUCAUACACAAUCUCAAUCACAUAUCCUAUUCCUAUAUUAUAAGUUUGGUCUUCCUCUCUCAACUCCCAACCAGCUCAACUCCAAUGGCUUCUUCACAGAGACCCGAUAAUGUUCAAGAAAUGCACGUGUACGAGUUCAAUGAAAGAGAUCGUGGAAGCCCAGCUUUCCUCCGUUUAAGCCAAAAACCUGUCAAUUCACUGGGCGAUCUCGUCCCCUUUAGUAACAAAACAUAUACCGGAGACUUACAGAAACGGGUAGGAAUAACAGCAGGGAUGUGCAUUCUAAUCCAGAACAAACCGGAAAUGAAAGGUGACCGGUACGAGGCCAUCUUCAGUUUUUACUUCGGAGAUCACGGCCACAUAUCAGUUCAGGGUCCUUAUGUGACUUAUGAGGACACGUAUCUUUCUAUUACUGGUGGAUCUGGCAUAUUCGAGGGUGUGUACGGUCAGGUGAAGCUGCAGCAGAUUGUGUUCCCUUUCAAGCUUUUCUAUACGUUUUACUUGAAGGGCAUCAAAGACUUGCCGGCCGAGCUUCUUGUGAAGCCCGUUGAGCCCAGCCCCGCCGUUGAGCCCAGCCCAGCCGCUAAGGCCUGUGAGCCCCAUGCUUGUGUCUCCAACUUCACUAAUUAAUAUUAUUUUUGCUCUUAUUGGAUAGCUAGCUGGAUUAUGUGUCGUGUUUUAUGUUGGUUGGUAAUGUUGAGGAUCCUAAGUAGUAGACUUUUAGGAUUUUUUUUUUAAAUGGAUGCAUGUGUUGUUGUAAUGUUUCAAUGAACAAGCUGUAUUGUAUACAGUAUUUUAUAAAUAAAUUAAAAUCACAAUAAAUUCAUAUA
Messenger RNA from Humulus lupulus (European hop), 862 nucleotides. Its product is annotated as allene oxide cyclase, chloroplastic-like. Gene Ontology annotation, molecular function: allene-oxide cyclase activity. Bases 117 to 662 code for a protein of 181 amino acids. NCBI's taxonomy places the organism in Eukaryota, Viridiplantae, Streptophyta, Magnoliopsida, Rosales, Cannabaceae. The record is from RefSeq and is a predicted model, not a curated record. Gene Ontology annotation, biological process: jasmonic acid biosynthetic process. The transcript is spliced from 3 exons.